GGUUCCAUAUUGAAGUGCUGCAUCAAAAAAACAAAAAAAUCAACAAAAAAAAACAGAGCCGCGACUGUGACUAAAUGUGUUCGUGGGACUCUUCUACCUUACUCUGAUUUAUAAACUAGGGAAUUUAACGUCGAAUCAUCAGUAAAGGCAUCGUCUCAAGAUGGAUCUGCGGCUACUUUUAAUAGCAACGCUAUCAGCAGUCCUGAGUGGCAGCUGGGCCCAGCAAGAGGGAAGCAUAUGCAUCAAGGCCAACGCACAUUCAUGUGGGGAAUGCAUCCAGAUUUCUCAGACAUGUGGAUGGUGCACAGAUGAAAACUUCCUCACUGUGGGUGAGUCCGAGUCAGCCCGCUGCGAUGACCUCGAGUCCCUGAAGAAGAGAAAAUGUGAUGUGGCAAAAAUCGAGAACCCACGCGGAGGGAUCACCAUUGACGUAGACAAACCCGUUGGCGUUCGUCAGAAGGAUGUGGCUGAGAAACUGGAGCCCAAAGAGAUCACCCAGAUACAGCCUCAGAAACUCACCCUGACACUCAGAUCUGGUGAACCUCAGACUUUUCAGCUGAAAUUUAGGCUCGCUGAGGAUUAUCCCAUAGACCUGUAUUAUCUCAUGGACCUGUCCUUCUCCAUGAAAGAUGAUUUGGAAAACGUGAAGAACCUUGGGACUGACCUCAUGAGGGAAAUGCAGGAGAUCACCUCAGACUUCAGGAUUGGCUUUGGAUCCAUUGUAAAGAACACGGCGUUGCCUUACAGCCACUUCAGCUACAAGAACGUCCUGAAACUCACGAACCAGGGCGACGAAUUCAACCGGCUGGUCAGUCAGCAGCAGAUCUCAGGAAACCCGGACUCUCCAGAAGGCGGGAUUGGUGCCAUCAUGCAGGUGGCAGUUUGCGAGGAGCAAAUUGGCUGGAGGAAUGUGACUCGUCUGCUGGUGUUUUCCACCGAUGCCGGUUUCCGCAUCGCUGGAGACGGCAAACUGGGCGGCAUCGUCCUGCCCAACGAUGGGGAGUGUCAUCUGGAGAACAACAUGUACACUAUGAGCCACAACUAUGACUACCCCUCCAUCACUCAACUGGUCCAGAAACUCAGCGACAACAACAUCAAGACCAUCUUUGCCGUAACUGAGGAGUUCCAGCCUGUUUACAAGGAGUUAAAAAAUCGUAUUCCUAAAUCUGCUAUCGGCACUCUGUCCUCAAACUCCAGCAAUGUGAUCAAGCUCAUUAUUGAUGCCUACAAUUCGCUGUCCUCCGAGGUAAUCCUUGAAAACAGCCGCCUGCCAGAGGGAGUGUCUAUCACCUACAAGUCCAUCUGUAAGAACGGUGUUGAGGGAACGGGCGAGAACGGCAGGAAGUGUUCCGACAUCUCCAUCGGAGACGAGGUUUUCUUCAAUAUCUCCAUUGAAUCCGAGAAGUGUCCGUUUCAUGGCAGGUCUGAGACCAUUACAAUCAAACCUCUGGGCUUCACCGAGGAGGUGGAGGUGGUUCUGAAUUUCAUCUGCGACUGUGAGUGCACCAAACAUGGAGAGGUCAAUAGCGAGAAGUGUAACAAUGGCAACGGGACCUUCGAAUGUGGAGCCUGCAAGUGUAACGAAGGUCGCAUUGGGCGCAUUUGCGAGUGCAGCAUAGACGAAAUGCGCACAGAGGACCCGGACGCCAACUGUAGAAAAGACACUGGCACAGACAUCUGCAGCAACAACGGUGACUGUGUCUGCGGCACCUGCGAAUGCAAGAAGCGGGAGAAUCCUUCCGAGGUCUACAGCGGAAAGUACUGCGAGUGCGACAACUUCAACUGUGACCGCUCCAACAAUAAGCUCUGUGGAGGACAUGGACGCUGUGAAUGCAGGGUGUGCAUCUGUGAUACCGACUACACAGGCAGUGCCUGCGACUGUUCAAUGGAUACCACCUCCUGCCUGGCCAAGAACGGCCAGAUCUGUAAUGGCCGUGGUGAAUGUGUGUGUGGAAUCUGCAAAUGCACAAACCCCAAAUUCCAGGGACCAACAUGUGAGACUUGUCCAACCUGUCCUGGUGUCUGUCCCGAACACAAAGAUUGUGUGCAGUGCAGAGCGUUCGAUGCUGGCGAUAAGAAGGACACAUGCGAGCAGGACUGCAGCUACUUCCAACUGUUCAAGGUCAAUCAUCGCAACAAGCUGCCGCAGCCCACCGACCAGUCCUUCCCCCUGUCCCACUGCAAAGAGAGAGACGCCAACGACUGCUGGUUCUACUACACCUACGCUGUCAGGGAUGAAACCAAGGAGGUCUACGUGGUGGAUGAGCUAGAGUGCCCUGCUGCACCUGGCAUCUCCAUCUUGUGGGGACACUGAUAUUGUCAAGUUCUGCCUUGAUUUGUGCAGUUACUCCACUUGAAAGGGAUAGGUAUGUCUAUGCGAGUUAAACUGGAUUCCACUCAUAGGACCAAACAUUUUCUUCUUUACAUCAUCCAUUUUUAUUCAAUUUCAGUGGUUUUACAGACUUCGUCAUGAAGCAUAUAUUAUAAAUAGUGUACAUGUAUUGUACAUGCAAAAUCUUAUAUUAACCUUGCUCUCAACAACAGGAUAAAUAAACAAAUAAAUACCUACACAGUGCAUCCCUUCCCCUAAAGGUGCUAAAAUAAAUGUAUUGGUGCAGCUAAAGUGACCUGUUAUAAUAAUAAUGUGUAGCAGACAAUGUAACCAGCAAAUGUGUGUAUUAAUGAAAUAGUCUUAAAAAAUAUAAAUUCCAAUCAUUUGAAUGUAAGGCCUUAAAAUGUCUUAAAAUCUCAUAUGUCUUAAAUACAAUUUUGAAAGGUCUUAAAAAUGUAUUGACGAUACUUUUAUUUAAAGCAAACGUAUGAACUUCAGUCUUGCUUUUAAAUGUUUAAAUUUUUGAGGACCCUAUAACGUAACUACAAAACUAAAGCACCUGUGCAGCCCGGAAUUUAUCGAGCACAACCAGCUAGCUAGUAUGCUGCUGUGUUUUUAGAGCAGAGCAUAGCAGCGGAGAAAAGUUGACGGGACUCCACAGCAUCACUUGAGUUUUCUUUGGCCAAGUUGUGCUAAUACAACACUUACUAAUAAGUAAGUUACUAACAAGCUAACAAGCUAACUGCUCAGACUGUGAGCUGAAUAUUAUCCUUUACAUUAUAACCUAUUGCCAUACAGUAACGCUGGUUAUACAUGUAAAGCUGUGGUUGCUAGCAGCGCCGUGACUGAGGAGCAGCUAACCAGUUAACGCUGAGUUCUGAACAAAUAUUAGUUCACAAUAGAGAGGCUUCUUUUGUUUUUAAGUCAGGUUCAGCAUUUUGUAUUCCAAUGUGAAAGAACUAUGAAUAAAUUCAUAUACUUUGCAAGUAA
Messenger RNA from Mugil cephalus (flathead mullet), 3322 nucleotides. Its product is annotated as integrin beta-1-like. Gene Ontology annotation, cellular component: cell surface; integrin complex; focal adhesion. Gene Ontology annotation, molecular function: C-X3-C chemokine binding; fibronectin binding; laminin binding. The record is from RefSeq and is a predicted model, not a curated record. The coding region runs from base 161 to 2314 and encodes 717 amino acids. Lineage: Eukaryota; Metazoa; Chordata; Actinopteri; Mugiliformes; Mugilidae. Gene Ontology annotation, biological process: cell adhesion mediated by integrin; cell migration; integrin-mediated signaling pathway. The transcript has 15 exons.